Messenger RNA from Haplochromis burtoni (Burton's mouthbrooder), 1078 nucleotides. RefSeq names its product patr class I histocompatibility antigen, B-2 alpha chain-like. The record is from RefSeq and is a predicted model, not a curated record. NCBI's taxonomy places the organism in Eukaryota, Metazoa, Chordata, Actinopteri, Cichliformes, Cichlidae. The transcript has 5 exons. Bases 128 to 1078 code for a protein of 316 amino acids. Gene Ontology annotation, biological process: immune response. Gene Ontology annotation, cellular component: external side of plasma membrane.
AUAUGUAAAUUCAGAGCAGGCAGUGAACGCGCCGCGGGCAGGAAAUAGGUAUCUCAGAAGAUGAAGAAGAAACACGGUGGAAAAAUCAAAUAAAAGCGAGUUUAGAAAUGAGAAGAAGGUCUCCUGUAUGUGUCACAUGUUCUUCGUCACAGUUCUCGUCCUUCUGGGGGCAGGACUGGCUGCCAACAGCGAGAUUCACUCCCUCACUUGCAUCUACACGGCGCUCUCCAAACCCGGCGGCACUCCGGGCAUCCACAAGUUCACAGCCAUGGGUUUGCUGGACGGCAGGAGGAUCGAGUACUACGACAGUGAGAGUGAGAGGAAAGGUCCCAAACAGGAGUGGAUGAGAGAGUGUUUAUCUGCUGAGUACUGGGGAAAAGGCACAGAGGAACAGUGGUUAGAAAGCCUAAUGAAUCGAAAGAGACAGAAUGACUCGGUUGUCCACGUUCUUCAGGGGAUGCGUGGCUGUGAGGGCAAAAUGCAGCCUGAUGGCACGCUCAAGUUUCAUCGCGCUAUGCACACGUACGCCUAUGAUGGAAAUGACCUCCUUUCCUUCGAUUCUAAAACCAAAUCCUGGAUUCAGGAGGCCCAACUCACCAUGAGAGAGUGGGACAGUGAUCAGGCCAUGAAAGAGCGCAUCAAGGGAUACCUGGAGAAUGUGUGCAUCAAAUGGCUGAAGAUGUUCUUGGUUAGGGGGGAAAAGCAACUAGAAGAAGCCCCUCAAGUUCAGGGUUAUGCACAGAACUCGAAGGACGGUGAAAAAAUCCUCUUGACAUGCAUCGCCAAAGGCCAGGGAGCCAUCGACGUGCAGAUCAAGCGUAACGGGGAGACUGUAACUGAAGAGAAGGGUCUGAUGAGAUCAGAAACUGAAGAGAAGGGUCUGAUGAGAUCAGGCACUGAGAUAAACAAAGACGGCACCUUAGAGAUAAGAGCCCAUGUGGAGAUUUCAAAGGAUGACAAGUCUAAGUACAGCUAUGAAGUCAUUUAUGAGGCACCCAAAAACCCAACUUUGUUUCUGACACCUGAGUCGCUGACAGCUGUAUCCCGGACCGAGACGCUGAGUCCUGUGAAGCCCUGA